ACAACAAAAACAGAACCCUCAACUCUAACCGCAGCUGCCGCAGCUGCUUCUUCUUCUUCACUUCUACUUCUCGGCCAUGGCGGCGCCACCGGCCAAUGAGAUAUCUGCGUCGGGACGGACCUCAGAAAAGUUCAACCUCACAUCACUGCAAUCCAUGAUGAAAGUUGACCCCGAAGGAUAUGGUUCCGAGCUGUUGCUUGUUUACGAUCAAUUUAAAUCGUCUCUCGACCUAUUUCAGCAGCAAUCGGCGUUGAAUUACACUUCUAUUAGUGGAAUCUCCGUCGACUCGUCCGUCGCCAAGGACUUGGGCGACCGGGCAAUGUUUUUGGCUCAUGUUACGCCGUUUUACCCCAAGGAAUUGGCCCAAUUUCCGGCUGAAUUGGUCCGCUUUCUGGAAGCUUCCGCGCGGAGUCUGCUCUCGGGUCUCAGGGUGCAAGUGACGCAAGCGUUGAUACUUUUGAUGAAUCGGAAGAUCAUAGAUAUUGCUGAGACACUAGAAGUAUUCAUGGUGCUCCAGACACUGGGGGAUAAAGUGCUACAGCAAUUGGCAUUUUCCCAUGUUAUUCAAAGCAUUAGGCGCAUGAAUCAGAAACAUAAGAACGAUCCGAAAAAUAAGGCACUUCAGAACAUUUUGUUUGGAAUGCUGCAGCAAGAGGAUGAAGCAAAAGCUAAGCGAGCACUAAUUACCCUGUGUGAUCUCCAUCGGAGGAAAGUUUGGGCUGAUGAUAGGACGGCAAAUGCUAUAUGUAUGGCAUGUUUUCAUCCAUCGACAAGGAUCAUGAUUGCUGCCUUGUCGUUUCUUCUUGAUUUUGAGAAGAUUGAAGAUGAUGAUAGCGAUGAUUCUGACAGUGAAGAUGACCCAGCAACCCCACAGCCUCAAGUAUUACUGAAUAAAGAAGCUAUGUACAAGGCAAACCAUAAAGGCACAACAUCAAGCAAAAAAAAGAAGAAGGCAAAACUGCAGCGUAUUGCCCGAAGUAUGAAGAAGCAGCAGCGUUUAUCAUCCGAGAAAAGUAACACAAAUUACUCCUCACCACUAAACCAUUUGAAAGAUGCACAGGGUUUUUCCGAGAAGCUGUUUUCUCGCCUGCAGUCUAGCAACAGUGAAAGGUUUGAGGUUAAAAUGAUGAUGCUUAAAGUAAUUGCACGAACUGUUGGCCUUCACCACCUGAUUUUGUUGAACUUCUACCCGUAUCUUCAAAAAUAUGUCCAGCCACAUCAACGUGAUGUUAUAACUCUACUUGCAGCAGCUGUUCAAGCCUGCCACGAAAUGGUACCACCUGAUGCAGUUGAACCAUUGUUUAAGCAAAUAGUAAACCAAUUUGUACAUGAUCGAUCACGACCGGAGGCCAUCACUGUUGGGCUGAAUGUAGUUCGCGAAAUAUGUCUUCGCAUGCCUUUGUUGAUGACUGAAGAACUGCUCCAAGACCUUGUCUUAUAUAGAAAGUCACAUGAGAAAGCAGUUUCUGCUUCUGCUCGAUCGCUUCUUACACUAUUUAGAGAGGUUUGCCCAUCAUUAUUAGUCAAGAAGGAUAGAGGGAGGCCUGCUGAACUGAAAGCUAAACCUAAAGCCUAUGGUGAGGUCCAUGUUCCUAGCAAUAUUCCAGGCGUUGAGCUAUUGGAAGAAGAAGAUCAAGGGAGUAGUGAUGAGGACAUUGAUGGGGAGACCUAUGAUGAUUCUAUAGCUGAUGAUAGUCAAGAAGAUGAUUCUGUUGAUCUUGUUGAAGAGGAUGGAGAAGGUGAAAGUAAUGGUGGGGGCUCCAUCGGUUCUGAUCAUGAACCGGAUGAUGGCAGUGACGAAGAUGAAGUCUCUGAUGGAGAUGAUUCUAAUUACAGUGUUGAUGGUGCUAGUGAAAUCGGUGAUGAAGAAGAGAGUGAAGAUGAUGAUGAUGAUGAGCAUAGUAUUGGGAAGGAUGCCGAUGUUGAUAGCAAUAAAUCAAAACAAAAGAAAAGGAAGUUCUCUGAUUUUGAGGGACAGUUGAAUGCUGCCAAUAGCAGUCUUCGUGCUUUGAAGAAAUUAGCAGGAACGACCGAGAACGUCUCUUCAUCCACAAAUGAUGGAAUUCUUUCUAAUGAGGACUUCCAAAAAAUCAGAGAGCUGAAGGCUAAGAAGGACGCAAGGACUGCUUUGACACAACACGGUUUCAAGCUUCCUAGCUCAGACCGACUUAGCCUCAAGAGGGUAGAUGCUGCUACACUCGAGGCACACAUAAAGAAAAAGUUAACAAAGGAAGAGAAAUUGGCUUUGAUAAGAGAAGGAAGGGAGGACAGAGGGAAAUAUCAGGCUCGCAGCGCUCUAAAAAAGAAAAAGACUGGUGGGUUGAGCAAUCGGCAAAAGGAGCACAAAAAGCUCAUGCCCGAUGCUGCAAGAAAAGCCAGGAUAACAAGAACUCGGCAACAGAAGAAGAUAAAACAAAAGCAUUCUGGCAAACAAUUCCGCGGAAGGAAAGCAUGGAAAUGAUUUCUGCAGUCUGGCAAUAGGUUCGUGUUUUACUCGUUACCUUUUCUUCCAAAUCUUGACAUGGAGGGUAUCUGGAGACGAGUAUCGUGUCGUGUAGAAGUAACAAGAUCUUUUAAAUUUGGCUUCAAAUUUUGUUCUUCAUAUAAAGGAAGAUAUCUAACUUGCCUUCAGAUUGAAAAUGAAGGCUUGUUGAAGUUUUGUUGAGAUUUUUUAGGUUUAGGGUAUUGAAUUUUGUUUAUUGAUUAAUGAUAGAAGUAUUUUGUUUUGGAA
Molecule: messenger RNA, 2731 nt
Organism: Salvia miltiorrhiza (redroot sage)
Lineage: Eukaryota; Viridiplantae; Streptophyta; Magnoliopsida; Lamiales; Lamiaceae
Exons: 15
Coding region: 77-2461 (794 amino acids)
Biological process (GO): ribosomal large subunit biogenesis; ribosomal large subunit export from nucleus
Cellular component (GO): nucleolus
Source: RefSeq, a predicted model, not a curated record